Messenger RNA from Sorghum bicolor (sorghum), 1308 nucleotides. RefSeq lists its product as uncharacterized. The transcript is spliced from 3 exons. The record is from RefSeq and is a predicted model, not a curated record. Lineage: Eukaryota; Viridiplantae; Streptophyta; Magnoliopsida; Poales; Poaceae. Bases 1 to 1308 code for a protein of 435 amino acids.
AUGCGUCGUCCGGACUCCACACUUAUCGCUGCUCUCGUCACUGCUCGGGCUGCGGCUGCGGAGGGCCGGGCCCGCGUGCGUGAGGCCGCUCUCGCUUGGGAACGCGAGCGCGACGCGGCCGACGCCUUGGCCCGCCAGAUCGCCGACGCCGAGCAGUUCCUCGGCCUUUCAGCCUCGCCUGACGCAGGGGGCGUCCAGAACAUCCGCCUCCUCGUCCCGGUCGUCCUCGAGCCCGAGUCGCCCUCCUAUGCUCGCUGGAGGGACUUGGUCCUCCUCACCCUCCGCCGCUACGCCCUCGACGACCACAUCCUCCUCGACACCGCGGGGGCGGUCCCAACCCCCUCGUGGCUUCGCCUCGACAGCGUCGUCCUCUCCUGGAUUCUGGGGACGAUCUCCCUGGACCUCCACGACCUCGUCCGCAACACCCCGAGCGCUCGCGGGGCCUGGCUAGCACUCGAGGGCCAGUUCCUGGGCAACGCCGAAGCCCGGGCUCUGCGGCUCGACGCGAGCUUCCGCACCUUCGUCCAGGGCGACCUCUCCGUCAGCGAGUACUGCCGCCAGAUGAAGGGUAUGGCGGACUCCCUCGGCGACCUCGGCUGGCCUGUGGAGGACCGCAUCUUGGUCCUCAACGUUCUCCGCGGGCUCAGUGACCGCUACUCCUACCUCCGGACGUGGAUCACCAGGCAGCGGCCCUUCCCCACCUUCCUGCAGGUCCGUGACGACCUUGUCAUGGAGGAGCUUACUCAGGGCCUACAGCCUGGGUCCACCUCCGCUUCGGGGUCCUCGUCGUCCUCCUCGACUGCUCUCGCUGCCACUCCUCCACCUCGUCCCGCCGCCCCACCACAGUCGUCACUUCUGGGUCCUCUUCCCCCCGGGCCGAGCGGGGGUGGGGGGGGCCGUGGCGGUCGCCGUCGUCGUGGUGGGGGACGUGGAGCAGGUCGUGGGGGCAACACGACGCCGCUGCCACCUCCACGAGGUGCACCCUGGCCAUCCUACAACCACCCAUGGUCAGGGCGCAUCUCCAUGUGGCCGUUCCAGGCUUCCGGUGGCGAGCCUCGUCCUCCGACGGCCAUGCUCGCGGGUGCUCCCCCGGGGUUCCCCUCAGCGACCCCGUGGGCGGCCCCGUUCCCCGCGUCCUCGUGGGCUACUCCUCCGACGCCCUUGCCCGGGUCUGCCGGCUGGGACCAGGCGGCCUUGGCGCCCUCCUUCAGCACCAUGGCCCUGACACCUCCAGUCGGGCCGGAGUGGGUCGCCGACUCUGGGGCUACUUACCACACCACUCCUAACCCCGCUGAUAAGAAACCCUAA